AUGCCUGCGCUCGAUUCGAUAGAAAGACCGAUCGGGUUUCAGCAACCAUAUGGGUUGACCAGGACAUCAAUAUUCAAGUUCCCGCAUAAACGGCACUCCCGGCAAGCCGUGUCUAGUCAAGAUUCUGGUCGCAAGUGGCGUUCGGGCCGAAUCUUUGGGUUGGUUAAAAGCAAGCACAACGAUCCACCGAAAAAUUCUGUGUUGGCGACAAUGACGGGCCACUCCGCUUUGUACUCGGCACUGGAUGCCGGAUCCCUCAGGAACGAGCCAAUGAGAGAGGCGGGUUGA
Penicillium subrubescens is the source of this 288-nucleotide messenger RNA. RefSeq lists its product as uncharacterized. The coding region runs from base 1 to 288 and encodes 95 amino acids. NCBI's taxonomy places the organism in Eukaryota, Fungi, Ascomycota, Eurotiomycetes, Eurotiales, Aspergillaceae. The record is from RefSeq and is a predicted model, not a curated record. The transcript has 2 exons.